Prunus dulcis (almond) is the source of this 1173-nucleotide messenger RNA. Its product is annotated as formimidoyltransferase-cyclodeaminase-like. NCBI's taxonomy places the organism in Eukaryota, Viridiplantae, Streptophyta, Magnoliopsida, Rosales, Rosaceae. The transcript has 3 exons. The record is from RefSeq and is a predicted model, not a curated record. Gene Ontology annotation, molecular function: transferase activity; folic acid binding. The coding region runs from base 188 to 1090 and encodes 300 amino acids.
UCUUCUCAAAAGUCCCAGGCGCUAAGAAAGCCCAAAAACUCUGUUAAGAAGAGAAAUAAGGAUGUUGGCUGUGGAGAGGCAGAUUCUCACUUUAAAAUCAAAGCAUUUGUUCUCUGUUAAACGAUCAAUUUGAAAAACCCAAAGGCGCUGUGAUAUUUGAGCUACUGAUAAACAGGGAGGAGAGAAAAUGUUGAAGUCUAUGCUUGGUUGCUGCAAGGUGUACAUUUCUGAAAGCAGAAACAGGGCUGCGCUGGAGGCCAUCGAGCGAGCUGCUAAGCUUUUCUCAGAAGCACCCAUUGUCAAUAAGUUUGAAGAUGAGACUUACAACAGAGUUGGUUACACUCUUGUCUCCAAGUUGGCUCCAAAGCCAUCUGAGGAUCCUUGUCCCUUGAGGAUGGCAGUGCUGGCCAUGGUUAAGGCUGCUUUUGAAACCAUCGACCUUGAGAUGCAUUGUGGAAGUCAUCCCCGGCUCGGAGUUGUGGAUCAUAUAUGCUUUCACCCCCUGCUUGGUGCUUCUUUGGACCAAGUGGCUGGGGUUGCAAACUCUUUGGGGGCAGAUGUUGGCUCUAAUCUUCAAGUCCCUACCUUUCUCUAUGGAGCUGCCCAUGAAGAGGGGAGGACACUUGAUUCAAUCAGAAGAGAGCUGGGUUAUUUCAGGCCAACUUCUAGUGGAGAACAGUGGGUUGGGGGGCCAAAAUCGGAAUACUUGGCGCUGAAGCCGGACAAGGGACCCCCUCAAGUGACUCAGGGAAAAGGUGUCAUUGUGAUUGGAGCAACCCGGUGGGUUGAUAACUAUAACGUCCCAGUUUUUUCUACUGAUAUUGCUGCUGUUCGUAGAAUUGCGAAACGAGUGAGUGGCAGAGGAGGUGGACUUCCUUCAGUCCAAGCCAUGGCACUUGCACACGGUGAAUCUGUCAUUGAGGUAGCUUGCAAUUUGUUGGAACCGGAGAAAGUGGGAGGAGAUAGGGUUCAGCUUGAAGUUGAGAGGCUUUCAGAGGAAGAGGGGAUAAGAGUCGGGAAGGGCUACUUCACUGAUUUUUCUCAGGAAAAAUUAAUUGAAAGUUACUUGCAGUCAGGUUGCUGUAUGUAAACUUGUUCUUUCAUGUAUCCUUGUGAGGCUACUGAUUCUUGAAUUGUCCAAUGUAUGAAAUUUGGAUGGUUCUAUUGGCAUUA